Molecule: messenger RNA, 2703 nt
Organism: Colletotrichum phormii
Lineage: Eukaryota; Fungi; Ascomycota; Sordariomycetes; Glomerellales; Glomerellaceae
Exons: 5
Coding region: 1-2703 (900 amino acids)
Cellular component (GO): cytoplasm; nucleus
Molecular function (GO): protein binding
Source: RefSeq, a predicted model, not a curated record
AUGGCUGAACUCUUCGGAAUCGCUGCCGGUGUGGCAGGUUUCGUGUCCCUCUCGGUGCAGAUCGGUGAGGGUGUCAGCAAGCUGCGAGCUAUCCGCGACAGUGCGGGCAAGGCUGCGACCGACAUCAGUACUCUCAUCCGCGAGCUGGAUCUCUUGACACAUGUCAUGCAGGACGUUAUCGCGCAUGCCUCGAGCCGCAAUGACUCUGUCAUUCAACACUGCCAAGCGGACUGUGACCAAGUUGUCCGCGAUCUGAAGUCGCUGAUCACGAAAAUACCGCGAACAUCGAAAAGCGCUAUGAAGGCCAGCGCGCUUAAGCUCCUCGCCUUUCGCGACUGGACGGAGAAUGUUACGGCUCUGCAGCGAAGCAUCCAGGGAGCAAAGAUCAACUUGAUUCUAAUCACUACUUCCAGGAACUCGAACCAGCUGAAUGAACUAACCUUAGUCAGUCAGCUUCACACCUCGAUAGCAACAGCAGACCCUCCUGGAGAGCCGGCCUCGGAGCUGGUUUCGACUGCUGCUUCAGACUCAACCCAAUCUCUGACCGCCUCAGUUGGUACAGUGUCAAGAAGAAGGCAAUUAAAGACUAGACCCAAGCGAAAUUGUCUUUCGAGACCGUGCUCUUGUGUUUGCCAUCGCACGAGCAGGACAAAGAGUCGCUUCUGGGCUCUAGAGUAUACCCCUUGGGGGGCUUUCCAGCAAAGCUGCGACCUGGAGGCAUGCACCGCGACCAAAUACGGAGCUUCGGUCAGGCUUGCUCUCUCGCAGCUUGGUAUAAGAUGGGCAGUGGAGCUUGAGGUCUAUGCCAUCACAGCCGCAGGCAAAUUCUCCCUUCGUCCGAGUCUCGAAGUGGAGCAAAUUGUGCCGUACACAUCGCCAGGUUUCGAAAUCAUAUGGAGGUGCGAGACUUCUAGGAUUAGCUUUGAAGAGGCUAGCAGAAGCCUGAGGCAGCUCCACGAAGCAGAUCCAUACGGUUUCAAGCGGCAUGUGAAUCCAGGAGGGAAGUCUUACAUCGAGGAAGUUCUAAGGUACCCGUGGAGGAUGGGAAAGAACCAGAUCCAAUGGAAACUACUAAGACUCUUUAUGCAAGAAUUUGAGAUGACAAAAGGGACUGAAAGUGCAGCAUUUCUUGUGCAGUGCGCAAAGUGGAUUGGCGAAGGCCCACACUUGGACUUGUUGGAAACUCUUCUUCAUCUGGGUUACGACAUAUCCGAAGUUGUUGGUGAUUUUCAAGACUGGCCACAACUGUCAUCACCGAACUGGAUGUCAGAAGAACAUACCCCUGACCCUUUUUUCAUUGAAUACUUCGGAAUUGUGUGCAAACAAAACCAAGGAUUCGCUGGAUUGACACCCCUCCACGAAGCUAUAUUACUUGAGUCGACUGACGUAGUAGUCAAGUGGAUCUCUAAAUCUAGAAAAGAUGAAAAGAACAGCCUUGGGCAGACACCCCUUCACCUGGCUGUUGCUGAUCCUCAACGCAUGGGUGCACUCAUCGAGGCGGGACACAACGUGAACAGCACUGAUAUCCACGGCAUCACACCUCUAAUGUACGCUGCCGCCGCAAAUCAAGCCGAGUCUGCCAUCCUUCUUAUAGAAGCCGGAGCCAGCAUCAACGCUGUUGACACCAUGUAUAGACGCGAUUUUCUAUACUACGCCGCCGCCCGUAGGCACUGGAGGUUUAUUAUCAAAUUCCUUCUUCUACUCGAAGACCUCGCCGAAGACCUCGCUGAAAAAGGGAUUGUGGAGACUUGGGCCCAAAGCGCUGUCAUUCUUUAUCAUGUCAUAUACCCUAGCUGGUAUGAAGAUCACGAAAUCUCUCUUCAUCAGCUUUUGAUGAAGUGUAGUACGGCCAACUUCACUUUCGAUAAUAUAACUUUUGGCACUAAAGACAACUGUCUGCUACAUUACAACACCAGCAUCACAGACUUCGGGGUUUUGCUGGAAAAUGGAUUCGAACUAUUCAAUCACAUGAACAGCCAUGGCCAAACUCCUCUGAUGGUUGCCGCCAAAUUCUGCGAACCUGACUUGGUCAAAAAGCUUGUCGAAGUUGGAGCUGACGUCAACCUCAAAGAUUCGUAUCACCGAACAGCACUACACUUCGCUCUUAGUAAGGUUCAAAAUAAUCUAGAUCACGGUUUCUGGAUUGCCAUGGAGAUUAUGCGGAUACUGCUGGCCCGAGGCGCGGAUGUCUUCACUACAGAUGGCUGCAUAUGCCCCUGUUCAUCUGGUGGCCGUCUCUCGGCUAUUGACUUGAUUAAUUCUUCCGCCUAUUGGCGGCAGAGUAGAUGGGGCAAGUCUUUGGUUGGGGCAAUUGAGCUUCUGUGUCUGACGACAGAAUAUAGAGGAGAGCAAGAAGGAAAAGAUUUGCUGCUUUAUUUCCUUCAACGGGAGAAGCAUGAGGAGCUUGGAAUGUCCCAUCUGUGUCUUCAGCGGCAUCCAUCGGAUGGCCUCUACGGCUUUACUGAUUCGUCCCGGUCAGUACGCCUUCAAGAUGAAGACAUCGACGCUAUAAUGGACGAAGAGUCCGAGUUUCUUGAUAUUCUGGAAAUCGAGAUGGAGGAAUCAAAUGCCAAGAAUUAUGAGCAGCUGCUCAACGACUGGUUUUAUCAGAUGAAGAGGAGAUUUGAGAAAUUGGUUGAGGAGGAAGAAAGUGAAUCGAUCAAGAAACGGGCGAAAGUGAAUGAUCAAAUCAAGGUAUUGUGA